This is a messenger RNA of Zonotrichia leucophrys gambelii, 1900 nucleotides long. RefSeq names its product syndecan 2 (gene SDC2). Gene Ontology annotation, cellular component: cell surface; membrane. The record is from RefSeq and is a predicted model, not a curated record. The transcript is spliced from 5 exons. The coding region runs from base 254 to 859 and encodes 201 amino acids. Gene Ontology annotation, biological process: dendrite morphogenesis; cell migration. Lineage: Eukaryota; Metazoa; Chordata; Aves; Passeriformes; Passerellidae.
ACUCGGGGCGGAGGGAGGGCGGCGGAGCCGGCAGCGCGCAGCCUGCAGCCCGCGCGCCCCAGCGCCGCGAGCACCGGGCCCGCCGGGCAGCGCCGAGCGCAGCGCGCAGCCCCGCGGCAGGAGCGCGGCGGGCCGGACCCGGGGCGCCACCGGCCCUGCCCCGCGCCCCUCGGGCGCUGCCGAGCGCCGCCGGCCCCCGCUUUCUCCUUUGUGACCGGCCCCCGGCGGCCGCCGCGCCGGCUCCGCGGGAAUAAUGCGGGGCGUGUGGCUGGCGCUCACCGUCAGCUUCGUGGCCUGCGCCUCCGGGCAGCCGAGAGCAGAUUUGACCUCUGAUAAAGAUUUAUACCUUGACAACAGCUCUGUUGAAGAAGCAUCAGGCGUCUAUCCAAUUGAUGAUGAUGAUUAUUCUUCUGGGUCAGGUUCAGGUGCUGAGGAAGAUGAGGAUAGUGCAGUGAUAACAACAUCCAGAACAGUUCCAAAGUUACCGACAACUAGUGAUGCAUCCAGGGCUGAGACCACCACAGUGAAAAUGCAGACCAAGGUGCCUGCACAAACAAAGUCACCUGAAGAAAUUGAUAAAGAGGAAAGGCCGGAGGUGGAUGGCAAGAAAAAGAGCGAUGAGCCAGGGGAUGACACGGACGUGCUCACUCAGAAGCACUCAGAAAACCUCUUCCAGAGAACAGAAGUUCUGGCAGCUGUUAUUGCUGGCGGAGUUAUUGGUUUUCUUUUUGCAAUCUUCCUUAUCCUGCUGCUGGUGUAUCGCAUGAGAAAGAAGGAUGAAGGCAGUUACGACCUUGGUGAACGGAAACCAUCCUGUGCUGCCUAUCAAAAGGCACCAACUAAGGAGUUUUAUGCAUAAAAUUCCUAUUUAGUGUCUCUAUUUAUGAGAUCACUGAACUUUUUUAAAUAAAGCUUUUGCAUAGAAUAAUGAAGUUUUUUUUUUUUUCAUUAAAGAGCCGUUAUGGCACCUUUAUGAUAAAACCCCAUUGUAUUUAAAACUUUUCACAUAUUCGUUUAAAAAUGUAAAAUUAAAACUUAACAUUUGCAGUGUUCUGUGAAUAACAGUGGCAAAGCAUUAUUUUAUAAAACCAUUGAUGUUCACUGAAUGAUUUUUAAAACUUUAUGCAUAAAUAUAAAAUAAUGAAAAUUAUUGUUUUAUCCUAUGGUUCAAUGAAAGUUGUUUAAUUUUGGUCAGCAUGUCUCAGAUUGAUCUUACAAGUUAGUUUUUAUUUCAUUAAUUUAUCUGUUUCCAAAAAAUGCCUUUUUGUAGUUGUCAUGGUGCAAUUUGUCUUCAGAUAAUUCAGAUAACAGUAACUUUUAGUGUAAAUGUAAUUUUUCAGCUAUGUAAACUUCAACCUCCACUUUGUAUAAAUUUAAGUGUCAGAAUAUCAAUUUUACACUUUGCAUUGUUUCUCAGCUUACCUGUAGCUUCAGUGAGAUUUGUAACAGCAAUUAAUGUGUAAAAUUGGAUUAUUACUACAAACUGUAUAGUCAUAUUCUUACUAAACAAAUCUCCUGUAAGGAAGAUUUGUAGUAAGCUACUGACGAACCUAAGCAAACCCAAAGACUCUAACAGUAUUUUGAGAAGUUGCUGCAGAUUUCUAUGGCCACUGUAUUUGUUAAUUAUUUGCAAUUUGAAGGUACAAGUAGAGGUUUAAAUUUUUGUUCUUUAAAAAUGCAUUUAAGUUGUAAACGUCUUUAAAGCCUUUGAAGUGCCUAUGAUUAUAUGUGACUCGUUGCAGACUGGUGUUAAUGAGUAUAUAACAGUAAAAGAAAAUGUUGGUAUUUUAUAAGCACAGACAAUUCUAAUGGUAACUUUUGUAGUCUUACUUGGAUAGACAUAAUUGUAAUUUGGGAACAUAAACACUACUGAAUAAAUCAUGUGGCCUAAUACUGAGAA